Lactuca virosa is the source of this 1390-nucleotide messenger RNA. The record is from the annotation of a GenBank genome assembly. NCBI's taxonomy places the organism in Eukaryota, Viridiplantae, Streptophyta, Magnoliopsida, Asterales, Asteraceae.
AUCUAAAUGUAAUACGCGUCCCCAUUCAGACGGUGCUUCAUGUCUUCCUCCGCCAUCAACGCCUUUAAAUACCAACUCCCACCGUCGCCUCUUUCCAUCCCAACCCUGCUGUUCUCCAAGAAAUACAGCCUGUUUAUUGUGUUGUGUUGUGUAUUGUAAGACACCAUAUUAUUUAGGGUUUACUCAUUUCAGUUUGAACAAGUAAAACUCCUAAGAAAUGGGUGUGUUAUUCGAGGCCAAGGAGGAGCAAGAAAGGGCGGGAUUGUUGGAAGAUUUCAUACAAAAAGCCGGUGGAUGCGCCGUCAUCGACGGCGGCUUCGCCACACAACUAGAGAUUCAUGGCGCCUCCAUAAACGACCCUCUAUGGAGCGCACUUUGUUUAAUCAAUAGCCCUCAUCUCAUCUCCAAGGUCCACUUGGAAUAUCUGGAGGCUGGUGCUGAUAUAAUCGUAACUUCUUCAUAUCAGGCUACGCUUCCUGGGUUCAUGUCUAGAGGACUUUCCCUUGAACAAAGUGAAGAACUACUCGAAAAGAGUGUCAAGUUGGCUACCGAAGCCCGUGAUCUUUUCUGGGAAACUGUUGAAAAGAUUCGCGAUCAUUCAUAUAACAGAGCUCUAGUUGCAGCCUCCAUUGGAAGCUAUGGUGCAUAUCUUGCCGAUGGCUCAGAAUACAGUGGGUGUUAUGGAGCAGAUGUGGAUUUGAAUAAACUCAAAGAUUUUCAUCGUCGGAGACUGCAAGUUCUUGUUGAAGCUGGUCCUGAUCUUCUUGCUUUUGAAACGAUUCCCAAUAAGCUAGAAGCCCAAGCAGUUGCAGAAUUACUGGAAGAAGAAAACAUUGAAAUCCCAUCAUGGAUUUGUUUCAGUUCUGUCGAUGGUGUAAACGCUCCUUCAGGUGAGAGCUUUGCAGAGUGCCUUGAAGUUAUUAACAAGAGCAAAAAAAUCGUAGCUGUUGGGAUAAACUGUGCUCCACCUCAGUUUGUUCAUAAUCUCAUCCAUAAAUUCAAUGAGUUAACUGAGAAAGUGAUUGUGGUUUACCCAAAUAGUGGUGAGACAUGGGAUGGUGUUGCAAAAAGAUGGCUGCCAUCGAAGUGUUUCAAUGAUGAAAAGUUCAAGGUUUUAGCGAAAAGAUGGCAUGAUUCUGGAGCUAAACUCAUUGGUGGUUGUUGCAGAACUACACCAUCAACUAUCCGUGGGCUUUCAAAGGUUUUGAAAAAGACGAAUUGAAGAAAAGAAAUUAUAGGAUUAUAUUGUUUAAUCAAAGUAGCCAUUACUUAAAUGAAAGAAGAAAAGGGUAUUUAACUAUUUACUAUAAUUUAUAUGUUGUUCUUGAUUAUUUCUUUGUUCUUUGACUAUCAACAAACUAAUAUAAACAAGUUUAAAGUGUUUCCGUCU